AUGUCCACCUUGUCCACCUUGUCCACCUUGUCCGGCUUUGGCUACCUUGUUGGCCACCUUGCCCACCUUGCCCACCUUGGAGUGUCACAAUCAUCGACUUCAAGGGUCACCGAAAGCCAAGGGUCACCCAAGGUCACACCUACCCAGUCUAGGCCAGCACGACCCGCCCUUGGCGCACUCGUAGCCAAUCACCGGCGUCCCAGCUUCGUGUCCUGGCGUUCCCAGGACGAGGGCUCGGGCCUCGGGAUGUUCUGCUUCUGGCAUCAUGGCCCUGGCCGAUGCUUUGGAUCCCUUCCACUACCCUUAGGACCCUUUGCAAACGUGUAUUUGAGCCCUGGUCUGAACCUACUGAAUCUAUCACUUAUCAGACGGGGCUCCCAGACCGUUUCCCCUAGACGAAGGACCCAAAACGUCGCUUCCCGCAAAGUCUGCCGACUCCACGCCGACGCUGUGCCGGGCUCGUCCUGCCCUUAUCCGCACGCCUUGCAGUCAAGGCGCGAGAAUGGCUUCAGGUAG
Molecule: messenger RNA, 516 nt
Organism: Ilyonectria robusta
Lineage: Eukaryota; Fungi; Ascomycota; Sordariomycetes; Hypocreales; Nectriaceae
Exons: 1
Coding region: 1-516 (171 amino acids)
Source: RefSeq, a predicted model, not a curated record